AUGCAGCAUGUGUUGAUGGUCCUCAGGUAUCUUCAGAGUCAACGAGAGGAAGCGCUGUCACUUUUAAACCAAUCAGAGGAGACCAUCAGGGAGCGUCAUGGGGAUGAGAGUGAGAGGCGGCUGAUUGUGACGUAUGGAGACAUGGCCUGGCUGAAAUAUCAUGCUGGAGACUUUGCACAGUCACAAAGCUACUGUCAGAAAGUCGAGGACAUGCUGGUGAAGUAUCCCACUGGUUCAUCAGCAAGUCUCCUUCCAGAGGUCUACGGAGAACAAGCCUGGACCUACCUCAAGUUGUCAAAAUCUUACUACUUACAAGCCGUUGACAGUUUUCGUAAAGCACUUGAGACACAGACUGAUGACAUUGAGUGGAACGCCGGCUACGCCAUCGCCCUCUUUCGCACAGAAGAGUGGGUUUUAGAAAAUUUACAGGAAACUGAGGAGCCUCCAUCCAUCAAACAGCUUCACUUUGCCCUGGAGCUCAACCCCGAUGAUGCUGUUCUGCAGUCCAUGCUGGCCGUGAAGCUCGGAGCCUAUAAGAAAUAUGAAGAAGCUGAGGGUCUGCUGAAGAAAGCACUGAAAACUGAUCCUGAUAACCCUCAUGUCAGCCGCUACGUAGGAAAAUACUUUCGUAAUCAUCAUCAGCGCUUUGGUGACUUUCAUUACCAUCACAAAAGAAAUGAAGCUCAAGCCAUCGUUCACUACACCAAGGGUCUCCUGAUACCACUGAAGAAAUAUGAGAAGAAAAUCUGUGCUAAGAAACUCAAGAAGAUCGCUGAGAGACGUCUGUCAAGGAAUCCGGGUGAUGGCGAAGCUCUUGCUCUGCUGGGUCAGGUGGCCAGAGCUGAGGGCAACAGGAAGGAAGCUGCUGAGUUUUAUGAGAAAGCUCUGAACUGUGACAAGGACAAUGAAGAGUACCUGUCUGCUCUGUGCGAGCUGCGCCUGGAGCUGCAGGGAUCAUCCUCUGAUUAAUCAUGAUCAAUGCACCGCUGUUACAUCAUACUUCAGCCCGCUGAAUGUGGACUUGAUCCAUGUGCUUUCAGAACUGCACAACCUUAACAAAUGGGCCCUUCAUACCUUUCUGUUAGGUAUUAAAUUAUAAACCAUGAA
Messenger RNA from Pundamilia nyererei, 1107 nucleotides. RefSeq names its product interferon-induced protein with tetratricopeptide repeats 5-like. The coding region runs from base 1 to 969 and encodes 322 amino acids. Gene Ontology annotation, cellular component: cytosol. Gene Ontology annotation, molecular function: protein binding. Gene Ontology annotation, biological process: defense response to virus. The record is from RefSeq and is a predicted model, not a curated record. The transcript has 7 exons. NCBI's taxonomy places the organism in Eukaryota, Metazoa, Chordata, Actinopteri, Cichliformes, Cichlidae.